This is a messenger RNA of Fukomys damarensis (Damara mole-rat), 10863 nucleotides long. RefSeq names its product potassium voltage-gated channel subfamily Q member 3 (gene Kcnq3). Gene Ontology annotation, cellular component: membrane. Gene Ontology annotation, biological process: transmembrane transport; potassium ion transport. The annotation marks the transcript as partial. Gene Ontology annotation, molecular function: voltage-gated potassium channel activity. Lineage: Eukaryota; Metazoa; Chordata; Mammalia; Rodentia; Bathyergidae. The record is from RefSeq and is a predicted model, not a curated record. The transcript is spliced from 15 exons.
GGGCUGCCUCCUGGGGACGCGGAGCAAGUCACCUUGGCGCUCGGGGCCGGGGCCGACAAAGACGGGACCCUGCUGCUGGAGGGUGGUGGCCGCGACGAGGGGCAGCGGAGGACCCCACAAGGCAUCGGGCUCCUGGCCAAGACCCCCUUGAGCCGUCCGGUCAAGAGGAACAACGCCAAGUACCGGCGCAUCCAAACUUUGAUCUACGACGCCCUGGAGAGACCGCGGGGCUGGGCGCUGCUGUACCACGCGCUGGUGUUCCUGAUUGUCCUGGGGUGCUUGAUCCUGGCUGUCCUGACCACCUUCAAGGAAUACGAGACCGUCUCAGGAGACUGGCUUCUGUUGCUGGAAACAUUUGCUAUUUUCGUCUUCGGAGCCGAGUUUGCUUUAAGGAUCUGGGCUGCCGGAUGUUGCUGUCGAUACAAAGGCUGGCGGGGACGACUGAAGUUUGCCCGGAAGCCCCUGUGCAUGCUGGACAUCUUCGUGCUGAUUGCUUCUGUGCCCGUAGUAGCUGUGGGAAACCAGGGCAAUGUCCUGGCCACCUCCCUGCGAAGCCUGCGCUUCCUACAGAUUCUGCGCAUGCUGCGGAUGGACCGGAGAGGCGGCACCUGGAAGCUCCUGGGCUCAGCCAUCUGCGCUCAUAGCAAAGAACUCAUCACUGCCUGGUACAUCGGUUUCCUGACCCUCAUCCUUUCUUCAUUUCUUGUCUACCUGGUUGAGAAAGAUGUGCCGGAAGUGGAUGCACAAGGAGAGGAGAUGAAAGAGGAGUUUGAGACUUAUGCAGAUGCCCUUUGGUGGGGCCUGAUCACACUGGCCACCAUCGGCUAUGGAGACAAAACACCCAAGACGUGGGAAGGCCGUCUGAUCGCUGCCACCUUCUCCUUAAUUGGUGUCUCUUUUUUUGCUCUUCCAGCAGGCAUCCUGGGAUCAGGACUGGCGCUCAAGGUGCAGGAGCAGCACCGUCAGAAGCACUUUGAGAAAAGGAGGAAGCCAGCUGCUGAGCUCAUCCAGGCUGCCUGGAGGUAUUACGCUACCAACCCCAACAGGAUUGACCUUGUGGCAACUUGGAGAUUCUAUGAAUCAGUUGUCUCUUUUCCAUUUUUCAGGAAAGAACAGCUGGAGGCAGCAGCCAGCCAAAAGCUGGGUCUCUUGGAUCGGGUUCGCCUUUCUAAUCCUCGUGGUAGCAAUACUAAAGGAAAGCUAUUUACCCCUCUGAAUGUAGAUGCCAUAGAAGAAAGUCCUUCUAAAGAACCAAAGCCUGUUGGCUUAAACAAUAAAGAGCGUUUCCGCACCGCCUUCCGCAUGAAAGCCUACGCUUUCUGGCAGAGCUCUGAAGAUGCCGGAACUGGUGAUCCCAUGGGGGAAGACAGGGGCUAUGGGAAUGACUUCCUCAUAGAAGACAUGAUCCCCACCCUGAAGGCUGCCAUCAGAGCCGUCAGAAUUCUACAGUUCCGUCUCUAUAAAAAAAAAUUCAAGGAAACUUUGAGGCCUUAUGAUGUGAAAGAUGUGAUAGAGCAGUAUUCUGCAGGCCAUCUCGACAUGCUCUCCAGGAUAAAGUACCUGCAAACAAGAAUAGAUAUGAUUUUCACCCCUGGACCUCCAUCUACUCCAAAACAUAAGAAGUCUCAGAAAGGGGCAGCAUUCACCUACCCAUCCCAGCAGUCUCCCAGGAAUGAACCAUAUGUAGCCAGAACAUCCACGGCAGAAAUGGAAGACCAAAGCAUGAUGGGAAAGUUUGUCAAAGUAGAAAGACAGGUGCACGACAUGGGGAAGAAGCUGGACUUCCUGGUGGAGAUGCACGUGCAGCACAUGGAGAGGUUGCAGGUCCGGGUCUCAGAGUACGGCCCGGCCAAGGGGACUUGCUCGCCAGCUGCCGGGGAGAAGAAGGAGGACAGCAGGUAUUCAGACUUGAAAACCAUCAUCUGCAACUAUUCCGAGGCGGGCGCCCCCGAGCCUCCCUACAGCUUCCACCAGCUGCCCAUCGACAAGGUUGGCCCCUAUGGAUUCUUUGCGCACGACCCUGUGCACCUACCCAGAGGGGGAACCGCUUCUGCCAAGGCCCAGGCUGCCCUUCCUUCCUCGGCCAGCUCAUAUGCAGAAAGGCCCACGGUUCUGCCUAUCCUGACCCUGCUAGACUCCCGAGGGAGCUUCCCCUCCCAGGCUGAGCCACGCGGCCCCUGCUCUGAACGCAUCUCGCCGAGGCAGAGGUGCAGCCUCACUCGGGACAGUGACACUCCCCUGUCCCUGAUGUCGGUCAACCACGAGGAGCUGGAGCGGUCCCCGAGCGGCUUCAGCAUCUCCCAGGACAGGGAUGAUUACACGUUCGGCCCCGGCGGAGGGUCCAGCUGGAUGCGAGAGAAGCGCUACCUUGCAGAGGGUGAGACGGACACGGACACCGACCCCUUCACGCCCAGCGGGUCCCUGCCCCUGUCGUCCACGGGGGACGGGAUUUCGGAUUCCAUAUGGACCCCUUCCAACAAGCCCACCUAGCGGGGGUCACUGGCUGGCUCCUUGCGAUGUACACAGACUUUGUACAGCCCCCUGACUCAGCCUGUGCGUCCAGCGGGGACACCAGUAGCUGCAUCGAGUGCAUGCGCGUGCGCAGGGCCCGGCCAGAGCGGGUUCUCCCGCGUCCUUCCUCCCCGGUCACCGAAACACAGCCGCUUCCUUCUCAGCAUGGUUUGCAUGACGCAACACUGUCUAAGUGGUACCGCUAGUCUCCUCUAGGAUACACAUCUAUCUGCUGUUCUUACUUUCAGUCGUGACUGGACCAGUACAGGACCAGUACAGGGAGAGAUUACGGACGAGCCGCGCUGUUUGUUUCUUUGGUUGACUGGUUAUGGGGUUUUGGUUUGGUAAGCAGAGAAUAUAGUUUAAGUUAUUACCCCCCCACACACACACCAUGUAAAAUAUUCCAGGAAUUAACUUUACUAAAGCAAGUAACUUUCUCAACAAGAACACACUGCAUACCAAUGAGGCUGCUGACCGAUUGAACACAAGGGAAGGCACAAGAUAGCUCUUAAGUCUCCAAAAUCAAGAAGUUGAAACUUAUUUUCUUAACGAAGAGCCAGAAGAAAAAAAAAACAUUUAAAAAUUCUCAAAGGGACUUCACAUGCUCUGCCACUGUCCCGUAUAUGUCUCAGUUUCCCUAUCUGUAAGGGUAUUGAUAAUCCCUGUUACGGCAUUUCACAUGUAUUAUAAACCGGUGGGGAGACACCACACACACACACACACACACACACACACACACACACAUGCCACAGACACAAACACAAAAAUUAAAAUAGUUACCAAUUUAUGUAACCAAAGACAGUGAAGUUUACUAGCAGCAGGGUGGCCCUCUGGGCAGGACCCAAGUUCAGUGUCUUCAAAACAAGGUCCCAACUAUUAAAAAGAAAUGAGGUUCCAACUCAUGUUGCUCCCUGUGUAUCCAUGCAAAGCAAAACUUAGAAUCAAGAGGGCAUGCAGAAAUUAUCUUUUCCAAGUUUUUGUUCUUAAUGAUGAGAAAUCUUAGGCUCAGGUAUAGAGACUUACCUGAGUCUACUCCAUGGUGCCGUGGAGAGCCAGGACUCAAAGCUCCUGCCUGCUGCCUUCCUCUCUGCCCUGCUCUCCUUUCCUCACACCACUCUGCUGUUUGCAUACUGGGACCCAGAAAUGAAGGCAAGAUACUGGCACCCUGUGUUGUGUGGGAAGAAAUUCCCACAGUCGAUCUAGCAGGAGAACGUGUUCUGUUAAUGUGAAACAUGCUUUCUUGCUGCAUUACAUUUGGGACCCAGAACAAAUAGUAAUACACCCAAGAUAUAUCUGUCAACAUGCAAAUAGGCAAACUUUCCAAAACCAUCCACUCUUACUCCACCAGAUUUUGCCAAUGGAAGCACCUACACUACAUAUAAUUGUGAGAUUUUUCUGGAGUGUGAGCAGACAUGUGGCAUGCUCUGGGCUGUAGAAGUGUUUGUGUUAAGCACAAGCCUUGCUGUGGCCUCUUAGGAGAUAUUGCUACUUUCUGAAAACUCUGAUGGGAAAGACUUCUGGUAGUCUUGGGAUGCAGUCAGUAAAUGACAUUACUCUCAUACUCCGUGAACCUACACUGUAGUGGUGGUGGGUUGCCAUGGUGACCGUCAAACAGAUCAAAAUGGUCUAAGCAAAUAUCUACAUGCCACUGCCAUCAAAAUUCUCCCUCACAGUUUUGUCAAGAUGGCAAAGCUAGAUGGCAAACAUCUAGUCGAUGCAUUCAUCAGAGUCCUGCCCUGUGUUGGAGACAGUCUUCACACAUUGGUUCCUUUUAAUUCACACACCAGUGAAUCUUGCACAAAAGACUAAGAAUACCAUACUCAUGAAGGGUUGGCCCCUGACUUUAGAAACUUAAACCAAAGCCUGAAAUCUCUGAACAAGGGCUGGUGUUGUAAAUGAUAGAAAGGAGCUUGACAUGCAGCAUCCCAUGGGUAUUGACUGGUAAGUCCAAGUCAGGAAGUAUGCAAGAGUCAUCCUACACAUUGGACAAGAAGCCCCUACCCUACAGUUUUCCUCAUGACUUUUCAGCAAUUGCAAAGGCAAAGGGCAUGGGCCUUUUGGUCCUCAUCCCCCACUCCCAUCAAUAUGGCUUCACUACUGCCACUGGGGCUGUAACCUAAGAAACUGUCCUAUAUCUUUUCCUAGGGGGUUGGGUCUUGGCCCUGAUCUUCCUGGGCUCUUUAUCCAGAAACCACUGUGCUAUCUAUCUAUCUUACAUCUUCCCAAGUUAUUGGGAACAGAAACAAAAAGAGAACACAAAUCAAACCCUGCACGUAUAUACCAAUUAUUCUUUCUAAUGUACUAAUAUUCUUGUGGAAUUCAAGAGCAGUGUUUUACAAAUAGAUCCGUAUUUCACGACUUCAUUGAGGUUCUUGCUCAAGAGUGAGAUCUUUUUAUUCCCAUGCUGAAAAUGUUUACCAUAGACCUAAAAUUAGAUACACUACUUAAAGUUCUUUUAAUAACCUGCCAAAAAUGGUAGCUUGUAAUACUUUUCAAAUGAUAGGCAGGAAAUACAGUUUCCCUGAUGAUUACAAGGUUAUAGCAGGAAUUGGGUUUGUGUUGAUUUUCCAGCAUCUAAUGAGUUCUACUCAUCAGUGUGGACACCGACAAGAUACUUAGCUCAUGAAUGAAUGAUCAGAACAUUAAGAACUGGUUUUUCCCAUCUAGGAAAACAGAAGACAAUAAUUAUCCUUUAGAAUAAUUCUGCUUUGACAUUUAUUUUUUUAUCAAAAACUAAAUUCUAGAAAAAUAAACCAAUCAUACUCAGGUUGCCUGCUUACCAAUAUGACUGGCAUUGAAGAAGCAUGAGCUUGGGUUCGGGAUUCAACAUGAGCAACGGGAAUAAACAGUGUGUGCUUCACAGAAUUUCUCUUCUCAGAUAAAGAAACCACAUGAUGAAUGAAUCCAACAGAACAGAAUCUAACAGCAUGCCCCAAUAUACACUGGUAGUUCCACAGUUGUCCAAAAUAUCACUGUAGUUUGGGCCAAAACCCAUGGAAAUACUGACAAAUUAAUCAUAUCAUAAUAACUAGGAAUGAUUUUCUCAGGUAAACUGUGACCCUGUUAUAGUGGUAUAUAUCUGGUUUCUGAGUGUUAUAUACCAUUACAAAUUUAAGAGGUGGGGCAGGGAUGUAACCCAGUGGUAGAGCCAUUGUCUAGAACAUAUAAGGUCCUGGAUUCUAUCCUCAGCACUGCAAAAAUUAAUAUAUCAAGUAAAUUGGACCUCAGUGGUAGAGCUCUUGCAAGGCCCUUGAGUUUGAUUCCCUAGCUCCACUCCCAAAUUAAGAAGUCAUAUUUUAACAAGAUAAAAAUGAACGAGAUAUAUCAACUUAUUAAUGUUAGGCAAGUGGUAAUCUUGUGGGCUGAGAAAAAACUAUUUGAAAUCAACUGUGAGUUUUAACCAUCAAAUCAUAGCACAUAAUCAAACAUCAAAAGUUUAGGAAAGAAUUUUUGAAGUUGCUAGCAGUGGUGGUACACUCCUAUAAUCCAGCACUUGGGAGGCUGAGGCAAUAGGAUCACCAUAAGUUCAACAUCAGCAUAUACACCAAAUUAAGAAAGUACUAUAUUGGUUCUUAGAACUUAGAAUUCAGACUUAUUAGUCAUGACACUGAUACUACAAACUUCUAGUUUCAUGAAAACAUACAUACAAAACUCCAAAGAAUAAAGGUCAAAACAAACUAAUUAAUCAACAAUUAUGCAUCUUUUUCCUAUCUUCAGGCAAUUCCAGACACUGUAAAGAAGUAAUUACUUGUAGAACAAAACUAAUAUAAUGAUCUACUCAAAAUUUGCCAAAACCAUUUCAUAAUUUCAUGAUACUCUAGUGAGAUUGUAAUAAAGAAAAAUUCAUGUUUGUCAUUUGACAAGAUUUAUUAAGCACCACCAUUUACAAGAAACCAUAAAGCAGAAAUCCAGAGAUUAGAAAAUUCAGUUUCUGCCAUAAAAAAUCUGGUGUUAGAAGCCCCAUAAAUGUCGUAGGCCCCUUCAACCUAUGUCAGCAAGGAUGAGAAAUGUCUUAUUUCACCCGGUGGCCACCUCUACCAACAGGAAUGUUUCUCAGCUUGGAAGCAGUUGAAGGUUCAACACUGAAGAAAGUGAGAACGAAAAUGUUCAUCAAAAUGUUAAGGAUCCCAUCACCCCAGGGAAGGCUGAAUUGGUUGAAUGAGGACUUUGAGUUUGGUUUCAAUGUCUUGAACUUUAAAGUUUUGGACUUCUUGGUGCAAGACAGUAUGUGAAAAAGGUCCUUAGGCAAAACAGAUUUCUCCUAUCUAAAUUCCUGCCAAGAUGGACACCAAGAGAGUUCUACUGCAUUGUGCUGACCAAGAGAAGCUGUGGUAAAAGUCAUGUCACAGCAUCUAUUUAAAGAGAAAAAGGCCACUCUGCCUGUGAGGACCUGUAGAUCCAAUUCUUUGGGGGAAAGAGAAGAAAUUUGUCAUGGUCUUAGAAGUCAACUACACUCCCAACAGUGCUGCCAAACACACCUUGAACUCUUCAAACCUUUGCCAUCUGAAAGAUGCCACAGAAUUGCCCUUCAUCUUUCCUGAUGUCUAAGGCACCUAGGACUAUAAAGAUUUUCUUUAUUUCCCAAGCCUUAAGGCAUCAUUAGGAAUUUGCAUUCACUUGUCCUUGAAAGCUUGCUCAUUUCAGGAUGAACUCUCUAAAAAGCUAAAUCCUCUUUUAGCAUCCAAACUACUCAACUGUGCUGGGGUUACUGACAUUGCACCUUGCAAACCUAAACUAUAUGCCUCUUCAAAAAAGUAGCAGGUAGCACUUCACAGAUGCUCCAGUUGACCAUGUUAGGGCCUGAUUAUCUGCAUAUCUCUUGUGAUUUUUGAAAGCCAGUAUGGCAGUGUCAAAGAGAUAGGAUUUAGAGAUGACUUAGAGACAAAAAUUGUACUUGGAGACAUAUAAAAGCAUGUGACUCUUCUGGCCUGUUUUGAAGUUCAGAUGAGACUAUCUAGAUAUAAAGCCACUACUAUAGUGACUGAACCAUACUCGGGACUAAUUUUCAUGUUCCUGCUUUAUAGUAUGUGUGGAUUCCAUUGUCAGUUGCUGAUAUUACUUAACUCUAGACUUACACCAGAAAAUAUUUUUCAGAAAAAAAGGAUGAUUGAGAUAUGAUCCCAAUUAUUACAUGAUGAAAUCAAGCACUUCCACAACUAAAAAUGAUUACUCUUUCCAUCAAAGUACAGAAGAGAAGGACCGUUGCAAUGAAGAGAGAACAGGAAGGUUGGAUCCCGUGGCGGGCCUGUGGAAGCCCCAUGGGACAUAGCCAUAUGUUGCACUAUUUUCUCAAAGGAUGAUUUGUAGGAGGUAAAGCCCAAAAGGAAUGGUGAAACAUGAAAAUUUUGUUUUUCCCACAAGGCAAGUCAACUCUGGCAGGAUGGCUAUCAGACAACACCCUCACAGCGAGUAGGAGAACUUACAGAAGAAAGAGUUUAACCCAGCUCAUAUCCUCUCAAGGCUGGUAUACGUCCACCCUCUAACAGCCUCACGCAUCCCUGUAGAAAAAUUGUGACUACUGUUGUGGCUUAUUAUUAUUGAUGGAAGAAGACAUAAUUUCAUGAACCUGAGAUGUUCAGAAGAAAAGGACACCUUGAUUGUCCCGAAGAGCCAGCCCUCUUUUUAAAUCAGACAGCAGAGUUUCUGAGUGCAGGGAAUCACAGUUGGUCUCUUGGUGAUGAAAUAAAGCAACCGAGUAGCAGAUUAAAUCUUGAGCCCAGAUUUCUCAACUCUUGGUCCAAAUGUGCAACAUAAGUGCUACUUUUGAGCUCAGAAAAUGAAAAAAACAAAACAAAAAAAAACCUUUCAGAACCACUCAAGAAACUGCUAAACCAAACACCAAACACGUUUUGAAGAGUCUUCCCUUCUCUAGGAUUUGGAUGAUGCUUCUGUGUCUUGAAACAUGAUAAUGUUCCUUCUUCCAAACUAUAGCGGCUUUCAGAAAGCCCAAGGAAACCCUGCUGAUGCUGGAUGCAGCUGAGAAAAGAAUUCAGAAGACAAGCCCUUGAUCAUGGAUACCCCUACUCUGCGCUCCUCUGGUCACUUCUAUUUUAGCCCUCCCUUGUCCUGCCAAGCUUGGAAUGAUUCACUUCUAUGCUCCAUCACUUGGAUUCACUCAGCUCCAGAGUUAGAUCUCAGGUUGUAGUCUCAUCUCUAGACGAGCUGAGCAGAGCUGCCGCAUGGGUUUUAUUUAAGAAAAUGGGAUAUUAUAUUGGGGCAAGCUGUAUUAUAUUAGGACCCAACUUGCUGGUCCUACCAAAAAUGUCCCUUUGCACUGGGAUCCCUGGAUCUCCCCUGAAUACUACCUGGUGUUGCUCACUUUGUUCCAGAGAAGCCCCAAGUACUCUAGAGCCUUUUCCAAAAGCUAUAGAGAAGGAAACAAGAUUCAGUAUCAGAGGUCUGAUAUUUCUGUGACUCAAAUAUUAGUCCGAGAAGCAACAGGCCUCUUUGGCUCAAAUGAGGCUCUCUGUUGGUGGUUUCCACUUUUGUUUUGCUGAGGAUAAAUUUGCCAGAAUUUGGCAGGACUCCCUAGUGGCCCUUGUUAAACUAGUGGUAGGGUAUUUAACUCUCCUGGGUCAGUCUCAACCAAAAGCCCAGAGUCAAAAAGAAAGACAGUCAAGGUCUUGGAUGGCAAUAGUUGACCCAGUAAUUUUAGAAACUGUCACUCAAUAUAUGUCUUCUUCCUCCAAAUAGCACUGUUCUGGGAUUAAACUAAAUUUCAAGGGAAAAUAAUGGAAUCGAUAAUGAAAUAGUCUGAGAAUGGUUUAUAAUUAAUCGGUCAAGAGCCUAGCUGGUGCUUAGGAAUAUAUUUGUAAUUCCUCUAAUGUUUGUCAAAUGGGAUGCAAUUUGAAACCUGAGAGUUAUGAAAACUAACAGCCUGUUUUAUUUCAAUGUUCCAUUCUCUUCCUCUGUCUACAAGGUGGGGGGUCAGGGAAGGGGAGAGAAACUUAUCCUAAGCUCUCUUUACAAGUGACGUAUGACAUUAUACUGCUUUCACUUGACUGUCCCAUCUUCAUUGCAAACCCAUGAAGGAAAUGUUAUUGUCUGCAUCUCAGAGCUAAAAGGGAAAAGAUGUUACCAAAGGUCACAUAUUACAAGAGGAAGAGCUAGGGUUUUAACCAAAGUCUUCCCAGCCAAAGCUUAUUCUGUGUCCCAAGCCUCCCAGAUCAAUAGAUAUAUUCUGAAAUCAUGCCCUGUGUUUUCUCACAAUGCCUGGCCUUCCUCUGUCCAGCUAGCUUUAAAGUAAAGUGAUCAUAGACCUCCAAAUUUCUGGAGAGAAGAGCAACAGCCCAGUGCUGGCUAUUGCACUGGGCUCUUGAGUGAGUGGUUUCACAAUCUAGCUGUCAGUGGCAGAAAAGGAUGCCACAUAAAUUAUUCACCUGGUUCAUGUUGGAAUCCAUUAGCUCUUGGAGUUUAGUGACUGCGAGUAAUCCUACAAAUGCCCUUUGUUCUUUGUCCCCAAGGAUUUUCUGUCAUUGUUUUUAACCAAACUAGUUCAAAUGUCUCCGAGUCUCUGCUGACUCUGGUCUUUUGUCGCUACACUGAACAUUCAUUUCAGGGCUUUGAAAUCCUACAGAAACAGUUUAGUCUUUAUAAGUGUUCUCUGGAAGGCCAAAGGCUUAGAACAAUAGUUUCUCUCUUUCUCAGUAUUAAAAGAUCAAUGGAAGCCAAACAUAUUUGGUAAUGGGGUGCUUCCCUACUCCUCUGAAUACACUUCCAAGGGACAGAGGUCAGCUCUGCCUUCCCAUGUUCCUCUGAGGGUUAAGAUUCCAAGUGCUGGGCAAGUCCAAGAUGUGGGACCACUCUUCUGUCCAGCAGCAGACAUUUUGCUGAUGGAGAGGUAAGGUAGGCUUGGCCAUAUCUUGGAAAAUCACCUUAGAGAGGCAUUUGCCAGUCCUUCCCCAUUUUAAAGAGAAAAAUAAUCUCCAUCUUGCUUCAGACGGGAUAGGACUAUCUUUUCCCCUUUUUCUAAUGUUGCAAUGAUGGAAAAUACCAAUCAUUGAAGAACAAAUUAAGGUUUUCUGUGAUGUGAGCCCAUUGUAUUUGAUUUUGGGUUGUAUUUUCUUUAACCCCUUUUUAUGGCAUAGAAUUCUGGUGCCUUGGUCCCUGGAUUUGUCUCCAUGCUAAGAGUAGGCUUUCUUCACAUUCUGGCUUACACAGGAACACAACUAUUCCACAAGUGGCCUUUAGUGCUCUUUAUAAUAUGAUUUCCUGUAAUUUUUAAACUGUAUGUAUAAUUUAUAUUCUGGCUCUGUCCAAUAUUUGAACAACUUUAAUAGGUUGAUUUCCAUAUAUAUUAUGCAAACAAUUCUUACCUGAUUUUUUAUGUUCUAUCUUAAAAUAAAAUACUGC